GUUUCGCGAGGACUCUGGGUCGCGUCUAGGAGGAAGUGCGUUUCCGCUUCUGCAUUCCGCUUUUUGGAGCUGAGCGUCCUAACCCCGCAGACAUGUCGGGGUUCAGCCCGGAGCUCAUCGACUACCUGGAAGGGAGAAUCUCCUUUGAGGAGUUCGAAAGGAGGCGAGAAGAGAGAAAGGCACACGAGAAGAAAACUCUUCAAGAAAAAGGAAAGUUGGCAGUUGAAGAAAAUCCAAAUGACUCUGAAAUUCCAUCAUCAUCAGGAAUUGACUCUACCAAAUUCCAGGAUAAAGAUGUCAAUGAAGGAGAAACUUCAGAUGGAGUCAGUAAGUCAGUUCACAAGGUCUUUGCUUCCAUGCUUGGAGAGAAUGAAGAUGAUGAGGAAGAAGAAGAGGAGGAGGAGGACGAGGAGGAGGAAGAAACACCUGAGCAGCCCACUGCAGGCGAUGUGUUUGUAUUAGAGAUGGUUCUCAAUCGUGAAACCAAGAAAAUGAUGAAAGAGAAAAGGCCUCGGAGUAAACUUCCCAGAGCUCUCAGAGGCCUCAUGGGUGAAGCCAACAUUCGCUUUGCUCGAGGAGAACAUGAGGAGGCAAUAUUGAUGUGCAUGGAAAUCAUAAGACAAGCUCCUCUGGCUAAUGAGCCAUUCUCUACUCUUGCUGUGAUAUAUGAGGACCAAGGUGACAUGGAGAAAUCACUGCAGUUCGAUUUGAUUAGUGCACAUUUAAAUCCCAGUGAUACUGAUAAAUGGGUCAGAUUGGCAGAAACAUCUCUGGAACAAGACAAUAUUAAGCAGGCUAUUUUUUGCUACACGAAAGCUCUUAAAUAUGAACCCACUAAUGUCCGCUAUUUGUGGGUGCGAUCAAGCCUUUAUGAACAGAUGGGAGAUCAUAAAAUGGCAAUGGAUGGUUAUAGGCGUAUUUUGAACCUUUUGUCUCCAUCUGAUGAACGUUUUAUGCAGUUGGCCAGAGAUAUGGCAAAGAGUUACUAUGAAGCCAAUGAUGUUACUUCAGCUAUUAACAUUAUUGAAGAAGCUUUCUCAAAACACCAGGGUUUAGUCUCCAUGGAAGAUGUUAAUAUAGCAGCUGAACUAUACAUUUCUAACAAACAAUAUGACAAAGCUUUGGAGGUAAUUACAGAUUUUUCUGGAAUUGUGCUGGAAAAAGAUACAGAAGAAAGCACUUUGGAAGAGCACAAAGAUGGUGAAAAUGUUACCUGCUCUAUACCUGAUAGCGUGCCAAUAGAUAUCACGGUGAAGUUGAUGGUCUGCCUUGUACAUCUUAACAUCCUGGAGCCACUUAAUCCUCUGCUGACAACACUAGUGGAACAGAAUCCUGAAGAUAUGGGAGACCUCUAUCUAGAUGUUGCUGAAGCUUUUCUGGAUGUUGGUGAAUAUAAUUCUGCACUCCCCCUCCUCAGCGCAUUAGUCUGCUCUGAAAGAUACAACCUUGCAGUAGUUUGGCUUCGGCAUGCAGAAUGUUUAAAGGCCUUAGGUUAUAUGGAACGUGCUGCUGAAAGCUAUGGCAAAGUAGUCGAUCUGGCCCCCCUCCAUUUGGAUGCAAGAAUUUCACUCUCUACUCUUCAGCAACAGCUGGGUCGUCCAGAGAAAGCUCUGGAAGCUCUGGAACCAAUGUAUGAUCCAGAUACUUUAGCACAAGAUGCAAAUGCUGCACAGCAGGAACUGAAGUUGUUGCUUCAUCGUUCUACUCUAUUGUUUUCACAAGGCAAAAUGUAUGGUUAUGUGGAUACCUUACUUACCAUGUUAGCCAUGCUUUUAAAGGUAGCAAUGAAUAGAGCCCAGGUCUGUUUGAUAUCCAGUUCCAAAUCUGGAGAGAGGCAUCUCUACCUUGUUAAAGUGUCAAGAGACAAAAUAUCAGAUAACAAUGACCAAGAAACAGCAAACUGUGACGCAAAAGCAAUAUUUGCUGUACUCACAAGUGUCUUGACAAAAGAUGAUUGGUGGAAUCUUCUGUUGAAGGCCAUAUAUUCGUUAUGUGACCUGUCCCGAUUUCAGGAGGCUGAAUUACUUGUGGAUUCUUCAUUAGAAUAUUACUCAUUUUAUGAUGACAGGCAAAAACGCAAAGAACUGGAAUACUUUGGUCUCUCUGCUGCAAUUCUGGACAAAAAUUUCAGAAAGGCAUAUAACUAUAUCAGGAUAAUGGUGAUGGAAAAUGUGAAUAGACCCCAGCUCUGGAACAUUUUCAAUCAAGUUACCAUGCACUCCCAAGAUGUGCGACAUCAUCGUUUCUGUCUCCGUUUAAUGCUGAAAAACCCAGAUAAUCAUGCCCUGUGUGUCUUAAAUGGGCACAAUGCUUUUGUGUCUGGUAGUUUUAAGCAUGCCCUCGGACAGUAUGUGCAAGCCUUUCGCAGCUAUCCCUAUGACCCUCUCUAUAGCCUCUGUAUAGGCCUGACCUUUAUUCACAUGGCAUCUCAGAAGUAUGUAUUAAGGAGACAUGCCCUUGUCGUGCAGGGCUUUUCCUUUCUUAAUCGCUACCUCAGUCUACGUGGCCCUUGCCAGGAAUCCUUCUACAAUUUGGGCCGUGGCCUUCACCAACUGGGACUGAUUCAUCUUGCAAUCCACUAUUAUCAGAAGGCUUUGGAGCUCCCUCCACUAGUGGUAGAGGGUAUGGAAAUUGAUCAGUUAGACUUACGAAGAGAUAUUGCCUACAAUUUGUCUCUUAUUUAUCAGAGCAGUGGGAAUAUUGGAAUGGCUCAAAAGCUUUUGUAUACCUACUGUUCUAUAUAAAACACCUCAACUGGAAAAGGAGCAUUGAGUAGCUGCUGUGUGUGGACCAAGAAUCUCUGUCUCUGUGUAUUUUAUUUUUAAUAUGUUACAAUGAUCUUUUGGUUGAUACACAAAUAUAUCAUUCCUACAAAAUUUAUGUAUUGUCUUGCCAUUUUCCUUUAGCAUUUUUUAGUGAACUUGCCCCCAAAGCUGAAAUGAACAGUAUUAGAUUUAUUGUCAGCUUGGCGUUGAAUACACUAAUGUUUUCCUUAAGCCAUUUAUUCAUCUGUGUGUUUUAUACUAUAUAUUAAACACCCUUGGUUUACUAGGCACUAUGAUAGGUGCUUAGAAUACAGAAGUAAAAGAGAUGUGACCACUUAAUACAAGUAUUUACUUCAAGGAAAUUUUUGCUAUAUUUCUAUAUACAUACAUCAUCAUCGUCAGUUGUUGCAGUGUUGGUGUUCUGGACCCAAUUCCCACUGUAUGUGUGGGUGCUGAGGCUUCCCCACCCCAACCAGCAAGUCUUAGAUACCGGUGGAGUGUUCAAGAAUUCAUCUCAAUUCUGACACUGUCUAUAAAGACAUAUCAGGUUCCACGGAUUAAGGGCUCAGUCUCACAAGACCACCCUGUCCUUUAAGAUUCUGGCUGCAAAUUGUAGGCAAGGCCAUCCUUCUGAUCCACUCACUACAGAUCAGAAGUCCCCAUAACCCUCCUUAAACUUCAGAUGCCGUUUGCAAGCUCAAACUGGCUAUAAAUCAGAGGUUCCCAGGAUGCCCUCCUUAGGUUCAGUUAAUUUGCUAGAAUAGCUCACAGAACUGAGGAAACCUAUUUACUCACUGAAUCACCAAUUUAUAUUGGAUACUAAAGGAUAUGAACCAACACAAGCCAGAUGGGAGAGAUGUGUAGGGCAAGGUGUGGGGAAAAGGCUCAGAGUUUCCAUGUCCUUUCUAGGGGCACCAGUCUCCCCAAAUCUUUACAUAUUCACCAACCUGGAAACUCUCAAACCAACCCCCCUCUUGAGUAUUUAUUGAGGCUUCAUUACAUAGUGGGACUGGAAGUUCCACCUUCUAUUCAAGUUGGUUUCCCUGGUAACUAAUCCCAUCCUUGGGUAGAAUCCAAAGUUACCUUCAUGAACAUAGCAAAAGACAAUUUUAUCAUAACACUUAGGACAGUCCCAGGGGAGUUGUGAGAUAAGAACUGUGAAUGAAGAUGAAAUAUGUAUGAGAAAUAUAUAUUUUGGUCAUUUGAAUGGCAGAAUAUGUUUUUUGUAAAUCACAUUAUUGCAGUCAUCCAUGUCUCAGUGCCCUAUCACUAUUGUAUGGACUUGUUUUUCAGAUAUAGAGAAAAGAAGAUUGCUUAUUAAAGGGCACAAAUCAGAACUUUUUCUUAUGUCCGCACAGUUAUGUAAUUCACCUAGCUCCUAACAGAAUUACUUAGAAUCAUUAUAUAGUGAAAAGCAAAUAAUUGAUAACAUCUUUUACUUUUCACCUGCAUGUAUUUCAGCUAGAUAGACCGAGACCUGGGGGUCUGGGCUUAAUUCAGAACAUCUUGCUCCAAGGCAAAAAAAGUAUUAACAAUGUUUCUGACUUUCUGACAACAAAAUAGAAAAGAGGACCAUGCUCUGUAACAUGAUUUGCUCUCCAUUUCAGGACCACUAGGAAUGUAGGCUAGACUGGGGAAUUGUAGAUAUGGAAUAAAGUCUUGCUGAUGAAGUUUAAAAAAAAAAACAAAAAACAGUAACCCCUUACCUUGAAUAUUUUCUCUUUGUAUAAUUAAUAUAACAACAUUUGCUAGAUAUGCUAUUGUUUAGUAACAGCUUUUUAGAGUUCUUUUUUAGGGGAAAAUAAAUGAUAAAAUAAGUGUACAUAAGGAUUCUAAGAUCCAGUCUAAUUGUGGGAGGGAAGCAAGUAUGAGAUUAGGGUCAGAGAAAUAGAAAGGGGCUUUUAGUAAUUCUUUUUUUUUUUUUUUAAGAUUUAUUUAUUCAUACAAGAACCGGGGUACAGGCCAGAUUCGUGGGAGGGUGAGAGGACUCACCAGAGACAGAGUGGGGAGUAGUACAGGCAGACUGACGAAAUACACUGCUGAGGGGAGCAGCAGGCUUGAGACAGGAGAGGUCUGCUGCGCCAUGUGGGACCCUCUCAGGCCGGCCGGGAUUACACUGGCGCUACAGAGUCUGCGGACGGCUUCACAGUGCGGGGCUCAGGGAGGCCCAUUUUUAGGAAUUCUUAACUAUUUUUUUAUACUGUAUAUAUAACUUUCUAGUUGAGAAGCAGAAUUAUGUGAUAAGUAAUUUGUCCACUCCGUGUGUUUCUGGGUAUACAUGUAUAUAUACAAUAUAAAUAAAAUUUAUAUUCAAAUUG
Talpa occidentalis (Iberian mole) is the source of this 5083-nucleotide messenger RNA. It is a transcript of the gene GTF3C3, whose product is annotated as general transcription factor IIIC subunit 3. Gene Ontology annotation, cellular component: transcription factor TFIIIC complex. NCBI's taxonomy places the organism in Eukaryota, Metazoa, Chordata, Mammalia, Eulipotyphla, Talpidae. The record is from RefSeq and is a predicted model, not a curated record. Bases 93 to 2744 code for a protein of 883 amino acids. Gene Ontology annotation, biological process: transcription by RNA polymerase III. Gene Ontology annotation, molecular function: protein binding. The transcript has 18 exons.